AAGCGGACAUUAACUUCCUGAUGAGUGUGGCUCUUCAGAAGAUUGCCUUCCUUCCGUUCGGCUACCUCAUGGAUCUCUACCGAUGGAACAUAUUCGAGGGAAACUACACACACAGCGAGUACAACGCUAGAUGGUGGCAGCACAGAUGUGAGACUGCAAGGGAUCGCUCACAUUAGAUACGUACAGAGUAUAACUUUGACGCUGGAGCCAAAUUCCACACGGCAGCCGACACUCCCUACAU
Molecule: messenger RNA, 241 nt
Organism: Priapulus caudatus
Lineage: Eukaryota; Metazoa; Priapulida; Priapulimorpha; Priapulimorphida; Priapulidae
Product: angiotensin-converting enzyme-like
Biological process (GO): proteolysis
Cellular component (GO): plasma membrane
Molecular function (GO): metallopeptidase activity; peptidyl-dipeptidase activity
Source: RefSeq, a predicted model, not a curated record